AUGCCUGAAACCCCAGAGCCUGCUGCCAUGCCAGAUCCACCUCGCUGUCGGUUUCUUUGUUUGACAAUCUGUGGUUACCGUAAGCCAGGCAUGAGCGAAGAAGACUAUCGAAACCACAUGAUCAACGUCUCUGUUCCCCUAACAAAAGAUCUGAUGGUGAAAUACGGCAUCAGGAGAUGGACUCAGAUUCACAAUCAAACCAAUACACGCGAACUCAUGUCGCAUCUUUUUGACCCCCAAAUGUGUAACGUUGCCGACUACGAUUGCUUCAGCCAGGUUGUUUUCGAAUCUAUUGAGGAUUACAAGCGAAUGAAGCAGGAUUCUUGGUACAAGGAACACCUUUUCAACGAUCACCUCAAGUUUGCCGAUACAAAUAGGAGCCAAAUGACCAUUGGAUGGAUUGAGGAUUUCAUACGGGAUGGGCAGGUUGUCCAAGAGUCUUCAUUUUAG
Messenger RNA from Aureobasidium melanogenum CBS 110374, 450 nucleotides. RefSeq lists its product as uncharacterized. The coding region runs from base 1 to 450 and encodes 149 amino acids. Gene Ontology annotation, molecular function: oxidoreductase activity. NCBI's taxonomy places the organism in Eukaryota, Fungi, Ascomycota, Dothideomycetes, Dothideales, Saccotheciaceae. The transcript is spliced from 3 exons. The record is from RefSeq and is a predicted model, not a curated record.